GCUGAGCCCGGGAGUCCCUUCCACCCCCCACCCCCCCCCCGACUCCCCACGGACUCUAUAUAACAGGCACCUACUGGGGGUACAGCAUCAGCGACACUCUGCAGACAGCUCGUCUAUUUCCCAAGGGGACAGGAGCUGAGGAACCAGGACUUUGGCCAGGAGGAGACCGCGCCACGGUUAGUUCCUGAGCUGAUCUGAAUCUUCAGGCCGGAGAUCCCACAGGAUCAUCUGGCUGGUGCCAUGGCUCUGAAAGUGACCCCCGUGCUGCUGCUGCUACUGGCUUCUGCACUGGUGCUGUUGGGAGCAUCAGCCAGCCAGGAGCAGUAUGAGCGGUUCCUCCUUCAGCACUUUGAUGCAAAGCCAAAGGGUCGUGACGACCGCUACUGCAACAACUGCAUGCGCUACAUGAUGAAGGAGGACAGGAGGAGGGACAGAAAUCCUGGGCCAAAAGUCUGCAAGGAGACAAACACCUUUGUCCAUGGGAACAGCGAUGAUAUCAAAGCCAUCUGCACUAGCCAUGGAGGCAGGAACUAUGUAACCAGAACUGGCCAGGCCAUGCGCCAGAGCCUCAGACCAUUCCAGGUCACCACCUGCACCUGGCAUGGAGGGAAACCCCUCGACAACUGCCAGUACUGGGCGACCCGAGACUCAAGGAUGAUCAUCGUUGCCUGCGAUGAGCAUGAGCACCCUGUGCAUUUUGCUGAGAGCCAGAUCUGACGGGGCGAUGAGGAGGCGACUCCCGAUUCCCUCGGAUUCUGCUGCUGCCUCUUCUGGUGCAGGGAUCUUGGGCUGAAAUGUCCUCAUCAUACGCUGCUGUCCUGUAGUGCCCAUUAUACAGUAUAGCCGCCCCUUCCCCACCCCACCCUCUGAUGCCCCUAGUGCCUAUUAUACAGUAUA
Molecule: messenger RNA, 897 nt
Organism: Terrapene triunguis (Three-toed box turtle)
Lineage: Eukaryota; Metazoa; Chordata; Testudines; Emydidae
Product: angiogenin-2-like
Exons: 2
Coding region: 241-717 (158 amino acids)
Biological process (GO): angiogenesis; innate immune response; antibacterial humoral response
Molecular function (GO): nucleic acid binding; RNA nuclease activity
Source: RefSeq, a predicted model, not a curated record